Messenger RNA from Labrus bergylta (ballan wrasse), 551 nucleotides. Lineage: Eukaryota; Metazoa; Chordata; Actinopteri; Labriformes; Labridae. The record is from RefSeq and is a predicted model, not a curated record.
UUCAGACUGCCGAAGCCUCAGUGAACAGCUUCAGUGCUAACAUGCUAACAUGCUAACCCGGGAAUAUUUACGGGAGAAGAAACGGAGAAGCAAACAACGGAACCGGUAAAAAUAACAAAAAACUUCAGUGAGUGAAGACCCGCCGCAAAGACUGAUGGGAAACUGAGGAGAAAGUUAAAAAAAAAAAAACUUUUUAACUGUACCUGCUAGCCCGCUAACGACUAACCGAGCUGUUAGCACUUUAAAAGUUUGUUAGAGGUGAGAGAGGCCAGGAAUUAGACGGAUCCAUGACGGGGGAGGGAGUGCGACACUCCCCGAUCCUGUCCGCCCUGUUCGGCCUGACGGAGGAGAGCGAGCCGCUGGGAGCCGCGCAGGUCAUUAAAGAGCGUCUCUACUUCGCCACGUUACGCAGCAAACCCAAAAGCACCGCCAACACGCACUACUUCUGCACUGACGACGAGUUCCUCUACGAGAAUUUCUACGCAGACUUUGGUCCUCUGAACCUCGCCAUGUUGUACAGAUACUGCUGCAAACUCAACAAGAAGCUCAAG